GCUCUAACUAAAGAGCCGCUCAGCAGCACGCUUCGGGAACCGAGCCUCACCGAUUGGUUUUCCGGUCCUUAUUCAAAUCGUGUGUCCUCAUGUACACGUCACUAGGUUUUGAGUGGAUCCGAGUUAUUUUAGUCCCCCCGGAUGUUUUCUGGCCAUUCAAUCAGCCUACGUGGACCAGGAUAUAGGUAGCAGGAGGAUACUUUUGAUUGCGGAUGUGAUUUUUGUUUCAAAGCUGUCCAAUCAGAAAGCGGGUUUUCGUUUAGCCACCAGUUCCGUCGAUCCACCAUGUUCCAUGCUGGCAUUUUUUGCUUAGCAUCAGAGUUCUUUCAGCAGAGCAUCAUGCUCCAUGCACUUGUCAUCUCAACCCCGCCCUUGGUAGCAUGCCAGCCACCCUCCACAAGAGCCUUCCCCCCUGGUACAGGUAGAGGUUGGGGUAAGUGUUGAGGUUGAGGUUUAGAAUGGUACUCGGCUCAAGUGGAGGCCACGGUUGGCGCUGCACCAUGCCCCAUCUCAUCCUCACACCACCAUUUCCCAUCAUCACCAACUCCUCUUCCGUUGGUCCCUUGUACUAACUCUCGUUUUACCCUGCUGUCCCCCUUGGCUGGCAGGUGUCUCUUCUCACACUCCUGCACGCCCAAGUCUCAAGGAGCACCAAGGCCUUACAGCACCCUUGGUGCUGUGGGGUGAACGGUUGCUGUGUUCUUGCUGGCGGGGUGCAAGGAGCACCAGCAACGGGCUGGCGGCGUGAAUGUGCCUGCCGGCAGCACUGGCAGGGGCGUCUUCUCCCUCCACCACCAGUAAGUCUCACCUCCAUGCCUCCCACCUUGCUGCUGCACCUGCUGCUUUCGUUCACUUUUUGACAGUUGCUGCUUCCUUGCUUCCUUCCUUCCGUGCUUCCUUCCAAGGGCCUGCACUAACAUCUCUCUAUCUUGCCUUCCUCCCCCAACACGUGCCUCGCUGUGGAGUGGGCAACAUGGCAGUGGGAAGAGUGUGGUUGUGGCAAGUGGAAGGCAGUGGGUACUGUGGCAGUGGCAAGUGGAAGGGUGGCAUGUGGCAUGUGAGGUGGCCAGUGCACGAGUGUGGGGUGCAAGCGCCAGCAUUGGCUAAGAACUUGACUCCGGGCCGGACCGGACUGAUUCUGUCAGUGCAGAGCUGGCUGCAGCAGCUCUGUCACCUGGCGAGGGGGGGGGGAGGCAGAAUCAGUCCUGCGAAGGGCACCCGCACGCCUUGGGACUAGCAAUGCUGAUGCUUGAAUCUUGCCUCUGCCUGUGUGGUUUCAAUGCCAGUCCAUGCUGGGUGGGCAUGGAUGGCAUUCUGCCACUGAUGCCAGUCCAUGCUGGGUGGGCAUGGAUGGCGUUCUGCCACUGAUGCCAGUCCAUGCUGGGUGGGCAUUGUUGGCAUUCUGCCACUGAUGCCAGUCCAUGCCUGGUGGGCAUUGUUGGCAUUCUGCCUCUGAUACCACUCCAUGCCUGGUGGGCAUUGUUGGCAUUCUGCCACUGAUACCAAUCCGUGCCUGGUGGGCAUGGUUGGCGUUGAGGCCGAGCCUUGGUGGAACGUGGGGUUCGGGUGGAUGAUGGUGGACAUGGAUGGAUGGAGGUCCAUGGUUGAAAUAAGACCAGCCCAAGGAUGGGUGGUGAAAGGAUUGUGGAAAAACAUUUAAAAUAUUUAAAUAGUUGAACAAUAAUGUUAGAUUUAUGGC
Messenger RNA from Closterium sp. NIES-67, 1699 nucleotides. The record is from the annotation of a GenBank genome assembly. Lineage: Eukaryota; Viridiplantae; Streptophyta; Zygnematophyceae; Desmidiales; Closteriaceae.